Messenger RNA from Lotus japonicus, 2519 nucleotides. RefSeq names its product probable L-type lectin-domain containing receptor kinase VII.2. The coding region runs from base 179 to 2290 and encodes 703 amino acids. The record is from RefSeq and is a predicted model, not a curated record. Gene Ontology annotation, biological process: protein phosphorylation. Gene Ontology annotation, molecular function: carbohydrate binding; ATP binding; protein kinase activity. The transcript has a single exon. NCBI's taxonomy places the organism in Eukaryota, Viridiplantae, Streptophyta, Magnoliopsida, Fabales, Fabaceae. Gene Ontology annotation, cellular component: plasma membrane.
CUCCUAACUUUCCAUCAAGUCCACUUUCAACUCUUUUGUUGUUUUUCUCACCACCACCCACCAACCAAUACAUGUGUUUGUUCUGGUAAAUGAACCUCGUUUAAACAAAACCUUGCUUCACCAUCUUCAUUCUUCACUUUCUCAUUCAUUCAUUCUUUGUUCUUCCUGCUUAACUUCAAUGUCUCCUCGUACCUCAUGCUUCCUUUUCAUCCUCAACACUGCUUUUCUUCUAGUUCUAACUUCAGUUUCAGCAACUGAAUUUGUCUAUAACAGAAACUUCAACUCCACCAACACAAAGCUCUAUGGAAAUGCCACCAUCAAAGAAUCCAUUCUCACUCUCACUAACCAAACCUUUUUCUCCAUAGGCCGUGCCUUUUACCCUCAAAGUGUUCCAAUGAAGAAGCCUCACAAUCACAACUCUUCCACCCUUCUUCCUUUUGCAACCUCUUUCAUCUUCUCCAUAGCUCCUUGCAAGAACUUCCCUGUAGCUCACGGUUUCGCUUUCGUUAUCGCGCCCGUGAUGGCUGUGAACGGAGCGCUUUCGGGGAAUUAUCUCGGGCUUUUUAACCGAUCCUCUUCUGGUAACUCCUCCAACCAUGUUUUUGCAGUUGAGUUUGAUGAUUUUCGAAACGAGGAGUUUAAUGAGGAGAAUGAUAACCAUGUGGGUGUCAACUUGAAUUCAAUGAUUUCAUUGUAUUCUGAGCCUGCUGGGUUCUGGGGUGGGGAAAACGGUGACGAUCUGGAGAAGUUGAAGCUGGCUAAUGGUCAGAACUAUCAGGUUUGGAUAGAGUAUGAGAAUUCACAGAUUAAUGUUACUUUGGCACCUGCAGGGAAAAAGAAGCCUAAAAGACCAUUGAUUAGUAAGUAUUUGAACCUUUCUGGUGUUUUGUUGGAUGAAAUGUAUGUGGGAUUUUCUGGAGCAACAGGAAGAAUGGUGGAUGUUUGUAGAAUCCUAGCUUGGAGUUUUAGCCAUUCAAAUUUCUCAAUUGGUGAUGCUUUGAACACCAAGCAUUUACCUUUGUUUAUGGUUCAAAGGAGAAUUGUAUAUAGAUCAAAUGGUUUCAUUCUUGGUGUCAUUUUUGGUGCACUGUUUGUCAGUGUUUGCUGCUGCACUUUGGUGUUCUUAGUUCUGUUCAGGACCAGAAGGGGAGAAAAAGAGGAAGAGGAAAAAAUUGAAGAUUGGGAAUUGGAGUAUUGGCCACAGAGGAUCAGCUAUCAGGAGAUUUACGACGCGACAAACGGGUUCUCUGAAGAGAAAGUGAUCGGCAUAGGUGCGACCGGGAAAGUAUACAAAGGAGUUUUGAAAGGGGUGGAAGUCGCGGUGAAGAGAUUCAACCACGACACGCAGCAACACGGAAUGAGAGAGUUUCUGGCAGAGAUUUCAAGCCUAGGAAGAAUGAAGCACAGGAACUUGGUUGGUUUCAGAGGAUGGAGUAAAAGAAAAGGAGGGAAAUUGAUACUGGUGUAUGAUUACAUGGAGAAUGAGAGCUUGGAUAAACGGAUCUUCGAGUGCGAAGAGACCAUGCUUCUGAGCUGGGAAGAAAGAAAAGGAGUUUUAGAAAAUGUAGCUUGUGGAAUUUUAUACCUACAUGAGGGCUGGGAGGUUGAGGUUUUACAAAGAGACAUCAAAGCAAGUAAUGUUCUGCUUGAAAAGGACAUGCAUGCAAGAUUAGGAGACUUUGGGCUUGCAAGGUUGCAUCAAAAGGAUCAAGUGGCUGAAACAACAAGAGUAAUAGGGACUUUAGGGUACAUGGCACCAGAGCUAGUCAAAUUUGGGAAACCAUCAACUGCAACUGAUGUGUACAGUUUUGGAAUAUUAGUUUUAGAAGUGGUAUGUGGGAGAAGACCUAUUGUGGCGGAUAAGCUGCCGUUGGUUGAAUGGGUGUUUUCCCUUAUGGAGAAAGGGGAAUUGAGUUGUGCCAUUGAUGAGCGUUUGAAGGCUCAAAGUGGCUAUAGAAAUGAGGAAGCUGAGAGAUUGCUUCACUUGGGUUUGUUAUGUGCAAGUGUAGACCCUUGUGUUAGGCCAAGGAUGAGGCAAGUGGUGAAAAUGUUGGAGGGGAUAAAAUGCAGUGAUGAGUGUAAUGAAGAGUGUGUCCAUGUCAAUGUGAGUCUGAUUGGGAAAAUAAACUCUGCAGCAUCAUGGUCUAGGAGUUCUACAAGCUCUCCCCAAAUGAAAUUUCCAACCUUUGCUGAAAUUUUCCCCUCCAAAUAUUAUUCUACAGCAUCUUUUUUAAGCAUCUCUUGUAACAGCCCUCAGCCAGAUUCAGAUUUUGUAUCAGAAGGAAGGUGAAAACUAAAAUUCAUUCUAUCACUAUGGUAGUGUGUUUGGACACCUAAAAGCACUUCCAUUUCAAUCUAUUGAGACAUAGAUUUCACGAAAAAAGCAUUGCUGUUGUCAGGUGGGAAACAUUUCCAUUUGUAUAGUACAAGUACUUUUGCACCAUAUGUCUUGAGUUUCACUAAAUUUGGGAUCUCAAGUUUCAACUUUCAACUGCUAAGGAAGGGGUGUUUUUUUUGUC